CCUUCCUCUUUCUGUCUCUCUCUCGCUCCUCGAAGUUGAAGUAUCCAAAUCUCUCUCUCUCUCUCUUUCUCUCUCUCAAAUGCAAGAACAAGCAACGAGUUCCAUUGCGGCGAGCUCUCUGCCUUCGAGCAGUGAAAGAUCUUCCAGCUCUGCCUUUCAGCUUGAGGUUAAAGAAGGCAUGGAGAGCGACGACGAGAUCAGGAGGGUGCCAGAGAUCGGCGGCGAAACGACCGGCGCUUCGCCGAACGGCCGGGGAGCCGGAUCGGCGGUUGGGCCGAACCGGGUCCAGGCCUCGGCCGAAGGGCCAAGGAAGAGAGGCAGGAGCCCAGCCGACAAAGAGAACAAGCGGCUGAAAAGAUUGCUGAGGAAUAGGGUUUCAGCACAGCAAGCAAGGGAGAGGAAGAAAGCAUACCUAACAGAGCUGGAGGCAAGGGUUAAAGACUUGGAGAAGAAGAACUCUGAGCUGGAGGAGAGGGUUUCCACCUUGCAGAAUGAAAACCAGAUGCUUAGACAAAUAUUGAAGAACACGACAGCCGGCAUGCAGGAGGGGAGGAAGUAGGGUCUGCUGCAACAUGCUUGUAUAAUAGAUAGAGACAAGAGUGAUCGCAGACGAUGACUUCGUGCUUCCAUUGAUCGCAUGCGAGGGCAGUCUUAGAGCCUUCGCGUAUCACGCCCAAUGUGGUUGGUUUCAAUUCGCCCCAAGGUUUGGUUCAUUUGUUUUCUCUAUACGGGUGAAUUAUGUUUAAAUGGUCUUAUACCAUAAGGUCUACAAGUUUAAAUGACACGAAAGGGGCAAGUUUUUGAGCCAAGAGACUCAGUGCUGGGGAGGGGUAGUCGAAAUUGGUGCCAGUAAAUGCCAAAAAUGACAAAAAUCUGGGCCCUAGAGCCUGACCCAUUGGUCGACAAAAUCUGGCCAAAAUGACAAAAAUAUCCUUCAUUUAUUUGAAAAAUUACUUCUCCUUCCCUUUCACGACCGUCUCCUCUUUCUUUUCUCUCUCUCCCCUUUUCAUAGUCGCCUCUACCAACUCCCUUUUGCCUCCCCUCGUGUCGACUGCAGUCAAUUUUGCAUAUGAGUGAGGGAUAUUUUUGUCAUUUUGGUCAAAUUUUGUCAACCAAUCUUUUAAGUCUCUCUCCGGCAAAUAGCAUUCUCCCGUAACUAAAUAGGUAAGAAAAUUAACUUUCUUUCCCGAGGACCUUUUUGGGGUAAGAUUGUAAGGUCGGGCCUAUGCACGUUUUUAAGUCAAAAUAAACAAUAUCGCGCAGAAGCAUUGGGAACUAUGUUUUAUUUGGUUAGGUGGCUGUUUUCAAAUGGUGAAUGGGACAGAUGGCCUACUUUGGUAAAAGUCCAUGGCCAGGAGCUAGCUGUCAUGCCAAUUAGUUGAUUAGUUGGUGAAGAAGGAGGAGACUAUCAUUUAUCACAUAUAUAAUUUGCCAUAUUUUCGAACUUCAACUUCACACUCUUUAUCAACUGAAUUCUGCCCUAUUAGGAAGUGAAAGUAAAUGGCAUGCAAGGCUGCGAAAAUGGAAGAUUUUGUGGUACGAAUGGCAUAUUAUUAUAUACGAGAAAAAUGUAUUAUAUAAUGUUUUAAUUUAUGUAAAAUGUAAGGAAUAAUUUAUAAUAUUUUUUGUAAAUGUAAAAUAAAGGGAAGUAAUGAUAGAAUGCAGAAGAUAAAGACUAUAACUCGAAUAAAAAAGAAAUUAAAUAUAUUAUAAGUUAUUACCUAAGCUCCCAAAGGCGAGAAAGGGGGUAGUAAGUAACAAAAUGUUAUGAGAAGUUAAAAAAUAUAUAGGGUUAAAGAUUUUUAAAUAAGUCAUCUUUUAAACUUAUAUUGAAUUUAUGGGUAGAUAAGAGAUAAUUUGUCGAAUUUAAAUAUUUUAAUAAUCAAGAAAAAAGAAAGCAAAAGCGAUUG
Diospyros lotus (date-plum) is the source of this 1910-nucleotide messenger RNA. Its product is annotated as transcription factor HY5. Gene Ontology annotation, biological process: regulation of photomorphogenesis; response to far red light; response to red light. Bases 80 to 559 code for a protein of 159 amino acids. Gene Ontology annotation, molecular function: DNA-binding transcription factor activity, RNA polymerase II-specific. The record is from RefSeq and is a predicted model, not a curated record. NCBI's taxonomy places the organism in Eukaryota, Viridiplantae, Streptophyta, Magnoliopsida, Ericales, Ebenaceae. The transcript has 5 exons. Gene Ontology annotation, cellular component: nucleus.